CGUGCUGUGGAAAUCUGCAAAGAGAAGCAAUCCUACCAUAUUCUCGUCAUUGUGGCUGAUGGACAAGUGACCAACGAAAAAAUUAACCAAAAAGCGAUCGCUGCUGCCUCGCACUAUCCACUCAGCAUCAUAAUGGUCGGAGUAGGUGAUGGUCCAUGGAAUAUGAUGGGACGAUUCGAUGAGAACAUUCCAAAACGGUUAUUCGAUAACUUCCAUUUUGUUGAUUUCCACAAGGUGAUGUACAACGCACCGAACGCUGAAGCAUCAUUUGCACUGAAUGCUCUAAUGGAGAUUCCGGAUCAAUAUAAAGCCAUAAAGGAGCUUGGGCUGCUAAAACACAGUCGAAGGGGUUAAUU
This is a messenger RNA of Cylicostephanus goldi, 356 nucleotides long. Lineage: Eukaryota; Metazoa; Nematoda; Chromadorea; Rhabditida; Strongylidae. The record is from the annotation of a GenBank genome assembly.